GCCGAGGAGGCCUCAUUGGCCGCGGGCCUCCGGCCUGUACCCUCGCGGCCUCGGCCGGCGGCAGCCUGUCCAAUCAAGGGCUCCAAGCGCCGACAGCUCUUGGCCACACUACGGGCCCUGGAGGCAGCAUCUCUUUCCCAACAACUCCCCAGCCUACCUGGCAGUGACUCUGAGGAGGAGGAAGUGGUGGAAAGGAAAAAGAAACGCCCCAAAAAGGCCUCAUUGGCCAGUGUUUCUACUGAAGUAGAGGAGAAAAGGAAGAAGCAGCACCAAAAACAAGGCCUACCUGGCAGUGACUCUGAGGAAAAGGAAGUAAAAAAGAAGAAGUGCCGUAAAAGGGCUCUUGAAAGUGAUUCUGCUGCAGAAGAAAAAAGAAAGGGGAAAUGCCAGAAACAGGCCCCUUCAAACCCUGCCCAGCACCUGGACAGUGUUGACCAAACAGGUCCCAAAGCUUGGAAGAGUAGUGCUACAGGUGACCCAUCCAAGCUAAGCUCUGUGGCCACUUCCCCCCAAACUCCCCAUGCCUUGAGUCGCAAGCAGUGGCGGAACCGGCAGAAGAACAAGCGUAGACACAAGAACAAGUUUCGGCCACCUCAGCCGCCAGACCCAGCCAAAGUCACAGCCCCCACAGAGGAGACAGAGGUGCCUCCUGCCCCCACUCAAGAUGACCACGAGGCUCGGGCAGGAGCUCUGCGAGCCCGCAUGGCACAGCGGCUGGAUGGUGCUCGAUUUCGCUACCUCAAUGAACAGCUGUACUCAGGGCCCAGCAGUGCUGCACAACGCCUCUUCCAGGAAGACCCUGAGGCCUUCCUCCUCUACCACCGCGGCUUCCAGAGCCAAGUCAAGAAGUGGCCACUACAGCCAGUGGACCGCAUCGCCAGGGAUCUUCGCCAGCGGCCUGCGUCCCUGGUGGUAGCUGACUUUGGCUGUGGGGACUGCCGCCUGGCUUCAAGUAUCCGGAACCCGGUGCACUGCUUUGACUUGGCCUCUCUGGACCCCAGGGUCACUGUAUGUGACAUGGCCCAGGUGCCUCUGGAGGAUGAGUCUGUAGAUGUGGCUGUGUUCUGCCUUUCGCUGAUGGGAACCAACAUCAGGGACUUCCUAGAGGAGGCAAAUCGAGUGCUGAAGCUCGGGGGUCUCCUGAAAGUGGCUGAAGUUAGCAGCCGCUUUGAAGAUGUUCGGGCCUUUUUGGGAGCCGUGACCAAACUGGGCUUCAAGAUCAUCUCCAAGGACCUGACCAACAGCCACUUCUUCCUGUUUGAUUUUGAAAAGACUGGGCCCCCUCGAGUAGGGCCCAAGGCUCAACUCUCAGGCCUGAAGCUUCAGCCAUGUCUCUACAAGCGCAGGUGACCUCUGGACCCCCCUUGAAGGGGGAGGCAAGUCUUGAACUCCAUUGUCAGAACUCCGAAGACUAUAACCAGCCAGGCUGUGACCCAGGACUGGUACCACCCUUCCUCUAUCCCACGAACGAAGUGUGAUGAAACCCCUGGUUCAGCCCCGCUCUGCUAAAGGAUUCUUGGUUGCAAGAAGCAUAAAAUCACUCGGGCUGGCUAAAGAAUAAGGAGUUUAUGGUGAGAACACAGGGAUAUCUGGGAAUUAUGGAUCCCCUAGGUGUCAUGGAAACUAGAUUAUUUGGAAUUCAAGGCAUCUCUGGGUUUGACUCUUUUUUUCUGUCUCUUAGGAGCCACAUGGGCUUUCUGUCCUGGUGUCUCCAUUCUCUCUUCUGAUCUUCUGUCUGCAGACCAGCUCACUCUGCUUACUCAUAGCUGCUGCUCCUUCACCUUUGGUCUGCUUCUUGGCUUGGACAACAAGUAGCCCAUCAGCAUCCUGGCUCAGUACAACAAACUGGGUUUCUGAGUCAGGACCGUUGGAUUGUCUCUGCACUAAACACUUCUUUCCCCUCUAGUCUCAUCUCCACCUUUGGGGCUACAUGACCCAAACACGCCCAGCAUCUGUUGUUGUCCUGUGGGCCCCUGGUGUGUGUCUGGCUGAGAGCACAGAUUUUAGAAUCAGGUGGGCCUGGCUGAGAGUCAUUUAAUUUUUGAAUGUCACAUUCCUCAUUUGGAAAAUGGUAGAAUUCCUGUCUCAUGGAUUGUUGUGGGCCAACUGAGGAGAUCUAUAGCCAGGGCUGGGUACUGAGGAGUGCUCAGUAAACUACAGAUGUAGCU
Molecule: messenger RNA, 2168 nt
Organism: Myotis brandtii (Brandt's bat)
Lineage: Eukaryota; Metazoa; Chordata; Mammalia; Chiroptera; Vespertilionidae
Gene: RRP8
Product: ribosomal RNA processing 8, methyltransferase, homolog (yeast)
Exons: 7
Biological process (GO): rDNA heterochromatin formation; cellular response to glucose starvation; regulation of transcription by glucose
Cellular component (GO): nucleolus; rDNA heterochromatin; chromatin silencing complex
Molecular function (GO): methyltransferase activity
Source: RefSeq, a predicted model, not a curated record